GACAUUUGACAGUGACGUUUAUAGUAGCACUGAUUAAUAAUAAAUAAAAGAUAAAAACAAAUUUUCCCAAAUUGUUUCCUUAUGGCUACAGAAAAAGAUCUUAUCGUGAAAGAAACACUAUACGCUGGAACAAAAUCGGUAACAUUCAAAGAUGGAACAAAGAUUCAUUUCCAUUUUCAAGCACGACUGUGCGAUAAAGAAAAAACUUUAUUAGACGAUUCGAAAGGGUUAUUAAAAGGAAAACCGUUCGAAUUAGUCUUGGGAAAAAAGUUUAAACUCGAAGUUUGGGAAGCUAUAUUACAAAAAAUGGCAGUAAACGAAGUAGCUAAAUUCACGGUCGAUAAAAGUUUAUGUUUACAAUAUCCUUUCGUUUCGAAAACGUUAAGAGACAUGAAUCGACCUCCGGAGGAAAGAAAACAUCACGUUUGCGCCAUGUCUCUUUCGACAACAGGAAUUGGUUACGACGAUUUGAAUAAAUACUUAAAGGAUCCCACAGAUAUGGAAUUUAUCAUAGAAGUGACAAAAGUUGAACAACCAGAGUCGUACGAGAGGGAAACAUGGCAAAUGGGGGAGGACGAACGUUUAGAAUUGAUCCCCAAAUUAAAAGAACAAGGAAACGAGGAAUACAAAAAAAAGAAUUAUGAAAAAGCGUCGGAUUUAUAUGCUAAAGCUCUGGGUUUACUGGAACAAUUAAUGUUGAAGGAAAAACCGCACGACGUCGAAUGGAACGAAAUGGACAAACAAAAAAUUCCGAUUUUAUUAAAUUACGCCCAAUGUAAACUGAACGAAGGAGACUUUUAUUCGGUGAUCGAACACUGUACCAAUGUAUUAAAAUCAGAUAAAAAUAACGUGAAGGCGUAUUUUCGACGAGCCAAAGCGAACGUCGGUGCUUGGAAUGUCGAGGCGGCGAAAAGGGAUUUCGAAAAAGUUAUACAACUCGAUAAAUCUCUAAUCCCCAUUGUUACCAAAGAAUUAAAUAACCUCGAAAUGCAAGUUAAACAACAAGAUAAUCAAGAUCGAGAGAAAUAUAGCAAAUUAUUUCCUUAAUAAAUAACAAUUUUACCUA
Diorhabda sublineata is the source of this 1066-nucleotide messenger RNA. RefSeq names its product AH receptor-interacting protein. Lineage: Eukaryota; Metazoa; Arthropoda; Insecta; Coleoptera; Chrysomelidae. Bases 82 to 1047 code for a protein of 321 amino acids. The transcript has 5 exons. The record is from RefSeq and is a predicted model, not a curated record. Gene Ontology annotation, molecular function: protein binding; peptidyl-prolyl cis-trans isomerase activity.